Messenger RNA from Carya illinoinensis, 1758 nucleotides. RefSeq lists its product as uncharacterized. The record is from RefSeq and is a predicted model, not a curated record. Lineage: Eukaryota; Viridiplantae; Streptophyta; Magnoliopsida; Fagales; Juglandaceae. The transcript is spliced from 4 exons. Bases 799 to 1572 code for a protein of 257 amino acids.
CUUCCCAGGUCAGAAGAAACACCACCAUCACAGAUUCACAACAACCUUCACAUACCCAACCCAUCCCAAAGCCUAAAGUUAAGGAAAUACCAACAACAAAACUGCAACAGCACAUCAGAUCAUAUAACAGCACCAUGUAUCCAAUUUAGCUGCUACUGCUUUUUUUCGGCACCCCAGCCAACCCACCCUCCUCAUCUCUCUCCCUCUCUCUCUCUCUCUCUCUAGCACAGAUGCAACACUUCCCUCCCUAUCAAAAAAACAAAGAAGAGUCCACACCACCCAACUCUCUCUUAUGGCCCAUCUGGACCAAAACUUAUGCGGAAGAAAAACCAAAAAGAAAGAAAGAAAGAAAGAAUAGAAAGGAGAGAAAGAGAAGAUGGAUGUUUUCAAAUGUCCUCCAACCGAACCUAUCUCACAGACUCUCUCUCAUAAAAACAUGUUGCCAACAUUACCCUUCUGCAACCCCCCAAAAAAUUCCCAUCUUCAUCACUGUCUCUCAAAAGAACAUUAUUUUUCACCGAGUUAUGUGGGCUUUUUUGGGCUUCUUGUCUCGGUCAGAAUUUCACAGAGAAAACAGGGAAAGCAAGAACCUUCUUACCUCUUCCCCUCUAUCUCUCUUUCUUAUUUGUCUUUCCUUUUUCUUUCUCUCCAUUCCGUCUCUAUAGCCUCCACUCUUUCAUUAUUUCUAACCCAUCUCUUUCUUUCUUUUUAUUGCCCAUCUCUCUGUUUCUCUCUCCCCCUCUCCUCUCUUUCUGUAUUUGUUGGUUCUUGGCUAUUGGGAUCUGCUCGUGUGAUCUGAUGAAGAAAAUGAAAGGGGCUGUUGUUAUGAAGCCUUCUCCGUAUGCUGUGUACGAGGACUCAAGGACCAGGUUCAAGCACCAGAGUCUUUUGCAGGACUUUGAAGAGCUACAGAAGGAAACAGAGGCCAUGAAGAAGAAAUUGCAGAUGAUGAAACAAAAAAAGUUGACCCUUUCAGCAGAAGUCCGAUUUUUGAGGAAACGAUACAAAUACUUGACUGCAAACCAGCUUCCCAACCCACAGCCAAAGCAGGAUUUUGUGCUACCACAGAAGUUUGAUGUCCGACAUACUGGUGCUCAAAAAGGAAAGAAUAACGGUAAAAUGGAAGCUGCAUUACGACCCCCAGUUCCAGCCCCUGUUUUAAACCGAAAGGAAAGGAUUUACAAUGGAGCAGAAGCCACCUUGCGGAAACCUGCUCCAAUCUUUGACUUAAACCAGAAGGCUAGAACUUUCAGUGGAAAGGAAGCUGCUUUGCCAGGUUCUGCACCAAUAUUUGACAUGAAACAGAAGGAAAGGAUCUACAGUGGAAAAGAUGCUACCAAGCGACACAUUACUCCAGUUUUUGACUUGAACCAGAUUUUGACAGACGAGGAAUUGCAGUCAGAUUCUGAGCCAUCGGGAAUGGACGAGCCAAAGAAAAGUUUACUUAGGGGUGGAAGUGAUGAGCAGCUCAAUGAUACGAAGUUAUCAAUUUGUAGGAAUAUGGGAAAUGGGUCCAAUCGAGCCGGGAAAAGGAAGAUUUCAUGGCAAGAUCAGGUGGCUUUAAGAGUUUAAGGUCAUGAUUCGAUUUGCAAUUGAAGAUCCUAUGUAUUGGUGGGGGGUAAAAAUGGUUGCCCUGCAUUUUCAUGUUCUUAAUUUUCAUUUCUUUUGCAAGUUUUGAGGUUCUUUCCUCCACUGUAAAGUAAAAAUAGUUUUAUAGAUAGAAUAUAUAGAUGAAACAAUGGAAUUGAUGAUCAGGAA